GCCGUAGAACAGAUCUUGACUUUCUCAAAUCUUCACUAUGUCACUCUGUAAGUUGACAUCUGUAGUCGCAAUCGUAAGUUUGAUUGCUGUAUAUAUUGCCAUUGUCAUGGCAGGAGGGAGCUGUCAAAGCUAUGGACACUCUUGUCUUGGAGGUCACGGCAAACGCAAUGGGGAAGCAAAAGAAGCAGCUUACGGCCUACAUUUGCUACUGCAGCAAGCGCUAAGAGACCGGAUGCCAUUUUAUGACUACAGAAGUCCUGAUCGUGAGGCAUACGACUUUUUAAGUGGUUUCUCCGACAAUAGAAAAGAUCUGGAUAGUAAUCUACAGAAAUGAUACCUGCCGACGUCUGUGAAUGAUGAAAUGUAGAACGCUUGUAAUGACACUUCUGUUAACAAUAAAUGCUUAAGA
Molecule: messenger RNA, 409 nt
Organism: Uloborus diversus
Lineage: Eukaryota; Metazoa; Arthropoda; Arachnida; Araneae; Uloboridae
Exons: 3
Coding region: 38-334 (98 amino acids)
Source: RefSeq, a predicted model, not a curated record